AAGUGUUUUAUCAAGCCUCACCACAACUUUCAAACUCUGGGAUACGGGAAAACUACCCUGGACACCGCACUGCAGUCAGGGCCUGUUGUUCUUCUGGACAGAGAGAGAGAGAGACAGAUAGAGAGAGAGAAAGAGAGAGAGGGAAAAAGAACAAAGUUGUGGAACAUUUGGGAUUGUACAGUCAUUUUUUGUCUUUUUUUCUUUCUGCUGAGUCUUCCCACUCUCUUCAGAGUUCAAUGCUUUGUUUGGGGUUUCUGACUCCUUCAGUCCACUUUUACAGCACUCUGCUCUCUUCUCAGUGUCUGUGUUCAGCAUUAGAAAACACAACCCACGCAGAAAAACAUUUACUGAACAAUUGGAGUAAAGAAUAAUCUGUGGUUGUCUUGCUGGAAUGAAUAUAUCUGAGUCUAGUUACUGUCAAGAGGCUGGUUCUCUGUCAGGCAGGGGAGAGCGACCAUGGACUGCGGCCCCCAGCCCUGGGUCUGAUCCUGGGCUUGGCUUUGACCAUAGCCCCCUCUCCUCUGGAAAUCUGGGAGUAGGAGCUGGGGGACGGACCGAGGCAAGGACAGGGACAGGACCUGGCUGUGGGACAGGAGCAAGGAGCCCGGACUCUACCCCAGCAAGGGCUCCUAUCCUGGGCAGCGUGGAUGGGAAGGCAGGGGGGGAGUCGCGAAUCCGCAGGCCCAUGAACGCCUUCAUGGUUUGGGCCAAAGAUGAGAGGAAACGCCUGGCUCUGCAGAACCCAGACCUCCACAAUGCUGUGCUCAGCAAGAUGCUGGGUCAGUCUUGGAAGGCUCUGAGCCCACAGGAUAAGCGUCCUUUUGUGGAGGAGGCAGAGCGUCUUCGCCUGCAGCACCUCCAGGACCACCCCAACUACAAGUACCGUCCCCGCAGGAAGAAGCAGGCCAAGAAGCUGAAGCGGGUGGAGCCAAGCCUGCUGCUCCACAGCCUGACCCAGGGAGGAUCAGGCAGCAUGGGGGGGCCUGGAGACGGGUCUGGCUACGGACCUCCAGGACACUCCCACCACCACCAUCCUCUCCCCCACCAUCUGCUUCCCUCACUGGGACACUUCAGGGACCUGCAGCACCCCGGAGCAGAGCUGGAGAGCUACGGGCUGCCCACCCCAGAGAUGUCCCCCCUGGACAUGUUGGAGGAUGGAGGGGGAGAGGGUGUGUUUUUCCCUCCACACAUGCAGGAUGAGGUGGGGGGGAUGGGGGCCUGGAGUGGAUACAACCACCAGCACCGCCACCACCAUCACUACAGCAGCCAUCCACACGGUCCUCUGAACCACUCUCACAGUCAGGGCCUUGGCUCUAGUCAUGCCCACCAUGUCAGUCAAAGGGGAUCAAUGCUGUGUCGUCCAGUUCAGGAGAAAUGCCUGCCCCCUGAGCAUGCAAAUGCUACCUACCCCCAAGUGUCUGUCAGCCUGACUGAGCCAAUCAAAUCACACCAACAGUCCAGCAGCCCCGUCCCUGGUUACUACAACCAAUGGACUAACCACAUGUCAGCGCAGGCUGCCUUCACAUCCCAUCUGGGACAGCUGUCUCCUCCUCCCGAGACCUCCUCCUCCUCUUCCUCCAUCGCUCUCACUCCCACCACCACCCUCUCCCUGCCCCCCCAAAACCACCCUGACUCCACCCCUGUAGAGCCUCCCUGUCAACUAAACCCAUCGUCUGAGUUCUGGUCUGAGGUGGACCGCCACGAGUUUGACCAGUACCUGAACGCCAGCCGGACUCGGAUGGAGGGUUGCUACGGCAAUGGUGCUGGGAGCAUUGGGGGUGGGGCCAAGGUUCUGAGUCGUGGCGUGGGGUGUGAGGAAGGGAACAGCCCACUGAUUUCUGCCCUAUCGGACACCAGCAGUGCUGUUUACUUCAGUGCCUGCAUAACUGGGUAGAUGAAGCUGUCACACUGGGGCAUCUCUCAGACAACGCACCUAGAAUUCCUGUGCCGACUGGGCCACAGCCUGGGCCACAUUACUGCUUUACACUCAUUAUCCAAGGGAGCUGAUCGCAGCGCAACAACAGCUAAAGCUUUUAAGUAACAACAAAGCCACGCUCUGAUUUUCCAAACGAUUAACUCAGAGCUAACUGGAGAGGCAUAGUGCUGUUCCACUAACUCAGGACUGUGGCUUUAAAAUGAUAGCUCUCACUUCGUUUUAUUCUGUAGAAGAGGAAUGGUGACCAUUUUCUUUUUACAAAGAUGAAGAUUUGUUUUAUAAUACAGCUGAUCAGUUAUCUGUAAAUUCUUUAUUUGUAUGUGUUUAGAAUUAUUUCCAUGAACACCUGUUCUAUUUGCACUGGGUCCAAAAUAGGCCUUUAGAAGACCACUGCAUAAAUUGUAUAUUUUAAAUACCAUCACGGACAUUUUAGUUUUAAAAAUUGCUAAAUGUGACAGAGGGUGAUAUAAGGACACAUCAUUUUCCCCACAUUGCUUUAUCGAACGUGUUGAUCCAAAACUAUGGAUCAUUGACAUUAUCACUAAGACAUGUGGGUUACUAGGAUUGUUCUUUUUCAAUAAAUCAGAUGUUAUGUUAUGAAUCAGUGAGAAAAAGUGAGAAAGAUUUAACCAUUUUCCUUAUUUUCAUCAAACACUUUGCAGUUUUAAUUUGUAGAGUCAUUCUGGGAUAGUUCUACUGACUGGGCGUUGGUAAUCAUUAUCCAAAAGAGGAGAAAUGUUUGUGACUUGAAGGAAAACUGGAACUAAAGAAAAUCUGUUUCUCUGUUGGCACUUAAAUCACUAGUCAAAUUGAAAACACAAUCCCUCAGUAUUUUAUCCUCAAGACCGCAAACAUGUCACACACAAACCUACAGUAUGGUGUACUUGUUGUCUGUUGAAAGAUUUGUCCUUUGUUUUUCAAAAAAGUGGGCAUUUGUAAAUAAAUAUAUGCUUUUAAAGAUAAUUUACAAAAUAAAGAAUGUUUGUCAGGA
Messenger RNA from Osmerus eperlanus (European smelt), 2927 nucleotides. RefSeq names its product SRY-box transcription factor 18 (gene sox18). The transcript has 2 exons. Lineage: Eukaryota; Metazoa; Chordata; Actinopteri; Osmeriformes; Osmeridae. The record is from RefSeq and is a predicted model, not a curated record. The coding region runs from base 392 to 1894 and encodes 500 amino acids. Gene Ontology annotation, molecular function: DNA-binding transcription factor activity, RNA polymerase II-specific; RNA polymerase II cis-regulatory region sequence-specific DNA binding. Gene Ontology annotation, biological process: angiogenesis; positive regulation of transcription by RNA polymerase II; vasculogenesis.